This is a messenger RNA of Mixia osmundae IAM 14324, 2504 nucleotides long. RefSeq lists its product as uncharacterized. Gene Ontology annotation, molecular function: carboxypeptidase activity. Bases 41 to 2377 code for a protein of 778 amino acids. The transcript has 2 exons. NCBI's taxonomy places the organism in Eukaryota, Fungi, Basidiomycota, Mixiomycetes, Mixiales, Mixiaceae. The record is from RefSeq and is a predicted model, not a curated record.
GCUCCUCCAGCUCGAGCGCCGCUCCGUGAAGAGGGCCGUCAUGCAGUACGAGAAGCUCUCACAGACAAAGCUAGAGCUUCCGCCGGCUCAACAGAAUCGACGACGACUUUCGAAGCGAGAGCGGAUCACUUUGUUCGCUAGCUCAUUGGCAUCAAUUGUCUGGACUGCUUGGGUGAUCGGGCUCAUCCAAACACCCGCACUAGAGCUCCAAUGGCUCUCGGAUCUGGUUCGAAUGGACCGGGCACAUCUCAGCUAUCAAAGCUUGCAAGAUUCGACUAUGCCCCAGGACGUUUUGGAGCGACAAUACCUUGCAAUGCCGUCGAGCGAGCGAAUCGCGUCCAACCUGCAGGCGAUGACAUCGAAGGCUCAUUUGGCAGGGACAUCGCAAGGCAAAUUGUCUGCGUACGAUGUUCAGCGACAAUGGCGCACCAGUCUCGGUCUGCCGGCUCAGCUUGACGAUCUUGUGACGGUCGAAAGCGGCACAACGGACAGUAGGCGGCUCAUGACACAAACAAGCCCCAAAGUCGACAAGAUCAGAGCCUGGACCGAUACAUACUAUCCUCUGCUCAACUAUCCUGUUCUGCGCUCAGUCAAGCUGUGCAAUGCUUCAGAGGUCGUCUUUCGAGCCGCAAUGCGUGAAAAUGUCUUUAUCGAGGAGGAUCCCACGAGCGCGACUGGCAAUGAAGACGUACCCACCUUUCAUGGCUACAGCAAGAACGGCUCCGCCACGGGGCAAUACGUCUACGCAAAUUACGGCCGAGUGGAAGACUUUGAGCUGCUCAGAUCCAAAGGCAUCUCCGUCACCGACAAGAUCGUGCUUGUCCGAUAUGGCGGCGUGUUUCGAGGUCUCAAAGUCUGGCUAGCCCAGCAAGCAGGCGCAUCAGCCGUGCUCAUCUAUACCGAUCCUGCAGAGGACGGCAACAUCACCCUCGCCAAUGGCCACAAAGCAUACCCAUUCGGGCCAGCAAGAGAGCCUACUUCGGUCCAGCGUGGCAGCGUUCAGCUCAUCUCUGUCUAUCCUGGUGAUCCUCUGACACCCAACAAGCCAGCGUACGAGCAUGCAGAACGACUAGGCGCAGAUGAUCCGAGCAGCCUUGUGCGGAUACCCAGUCUGCCUCUCUCGUAUGUCGAUGCUUUGCCCCUACUUCAGGCCUUGGAAGGGCGCGGACAGCAACUGGAAGGUUUCAGUGGCGCGCUCGACCUUUCUUAUUGGACCGGUCCGUCUGAGCUCGAGAUCGAGGUCGUCAACGUUGUCAAAGGGGGCGUAACGCCAAUCUACAACACAUAUGCCAUGAUCGAAGGCCAGAUUGCAGACGAAGUCGUCAUAGUUGGCAAUCACAGAGAUGCGUGGGUCUUCGGCGCUGCCGAUCCUUCUUCUGGCACUGCCGCUGUACACGAAAUCGUCCACGGGUUCGCCGAGCUCAUGAGGCAAGGCUGGAAGCCUGUCAGAAGCAUCCUGUUUGCCUCGUGGGACGCAGAAGAGUAUGGGCUCGUCGGCUCGACAGAAGCUGGCGAGGACUUUUCCCAGCGAUCUUUCGGAGGCACAUUCUUCAAAGAUCGUGUCGUGACUUACCUCAAUGUCGAUGUCGCUGCGAGCGGCUCACGACUGCACAUCGGUGCCUCACCGUCACUCACGCCAUUCUAUGAGAAGCUCUUAUCGGAUCUGAAGAUCGAUGCACCGCCUGUAGCACCUCUGGGCUCAGGCUCCGACUUCUCUGUCUUUCUUCAGCAUCUCGGGAUCGCUUCGUCGGAUCUUGGCUUUGCUCGAGGCGCCGAGGAUCCUAUCUAUCACUAUCACAGUCAGUUCGAUAGUUUCGCCUGGAUGAAUCGCUUCGGCGAUCCGGGCUUUACUCGCCACGUCAAGAUUGCUCAAGUCAUGGGUCUUGCCGCCUUGCGGAUUGCGCAGCCUAUCAUACUACCGAUCAAUGUCACUUAUUAUUCCAACGUCCUAUUCGACGACUUUGAUCGAAUCAGCAAGAUUGCCAGAGACUUCGAUGCGAAAGCAGACAUAGGACUGGCUCAGCUACAGAAUGCAGUCAAGGCUCUCUCACGCGCGACGACCUCCUUCUCGAAGCGAGCGAGCAAGCUACAGAGUCUCACGAGCUUACCGCAUUGCUCCAGCCGGCAAGCUCGUCGCGUCAACUCGCAGCUGCGAACGUUCGAAAGCGGCUUUCUGGCAAGGUCGGGCGGUCUUCCUGGGCGGAAGUGGUACAAGCAUCUGGGUGUAGCGCCCGGCAGAUAUUUGGGCUACGGUGCAACCACUUUUCCUGGCGUCACAGAAGCGCUCACGCUUGACAAGGACAUCAAGGAGGCUAGGCGAGAGGUCAAGCGAUUGGUGUAUGCAUUAAGGAAGACAGCAAGAGGGCUCUCUCGCUAGGCAUGGCUUGCUCCUGUGUUGUAUUACUGGUCUGUUAUUUCUUAUGCCCAUGCUGCGAAUUGCGCCAGCUUAUGCCAACCUGACAAGCGUUAUCUGAAUGUAAAUAGCACUCAGAGCUGCUCCAAUU